Pieris brassicae (large cabbage white) is the source of this 1381-nucleotide messenger RNA. RefSeq names its product CLIP domain-containing serine protease 2-like. The coding region runs from base 130 to 1347 and encodes 405 amino acids. The transcript is spliced from 7 exons. Lineage: Eukaryota; Metazoa; Arthropoda; Insecta; Lepidoptera; Pieridae. The record is from RefSeq and is a predicted model, not a curated record. Gene Ontology annotation, molecular function: serine-type endopeptidase activity. Gene Ontology annotation, biological process: proteolysis.
AUAACUUUUAAACAAAUGACGUACAUAUAUCUAGGUCUUAUACUAAAGCACAGGGCAGACAUGCGUUAGUAUGUCUCUGAUACAAGGAGGAAACGGAGUGUAAUUUUGUUAAAAUUUAAUAUAAUCAUCAUGAUAUUGAAAAUAAUACCGAAAACAUUGAUAAAUAUGUACAAAGUGUGUUCGCUUUGGAUUUUAUUACUCACCUUGUCAACUUGUUUAAGUGAAGAUAUCCUGGAUAAGCCAUGUCAGCGAAUUAAUUUAAAGGGGUAUUGCAAACUUUUUGUAUCUUGUAAAUUUGCAAUGGAUUUACUGAAGAAGUAUAACGACACACAACUUGAGACUUUAUUAUCGUGUGGACGUAUUAAUAUUGUGCCUGUGGUAUGCUGUCCGACUCCAGAUGGAUUACCAACAGAGAAAGUGCCAGAGACAGACGAAUCAGUAAUUCAUUUUCAACAAGAAGAAAUCACAACAUUUUUACCUCCAAGAAGUACAACUACAACUAGAACACUUGCAAGACGUCCGGUUAGCCCCAACCCUACAAUAUUACCAUCUAGAAAAGUUUGUGGCAAACAAGCGAUUGAAGACAGAAUAGUGGGUGGAGAAAUUGCAUCACUGCAUGAUUUUCCUUGGAUUGUUCGGCUUUAUUUUAGCGAUAUUGGUUAUGCUUGUUCUGGGACACUAAUAACAAAUCGGCAUGUGAUAACUGCAGCACAUUGCUUUAAUACACAAAAAAAACUUAUAUCAGUUCGUCUUGGGGAAUGGGAUUCAACGAUACCAGUCGAUUGCAGUGACAAUAGAUGCAGCGAUCCGCCUGAAGAUAGAAAAGUAGUACAAACAAUAGUACAUCCUAACUUUAAUCCACGCAACGAUCCUAUACAUGAUAUAGCUAUUUUAGUUUUGGAUGUACCUGUUAACUUUACUGACUUUAUUAAACCCGCGUGCCUACCAACAACUGAGUAUGUUGCAAGUCAAGAUUAUACUAAUGAUAAUUCUUACAUGACAGCUGGGUGGGGAAUUACAGAGUAUGGUAGCACUUCAAGUAAGAAACGCAAGCUGGCCAUAAACGCUGUAUCUUACGAUAUAUGUCGUGCGGCGUUAAAUUUGGAUCGUGAUUCGAGAGAUCCUUUUGUAAUCUGCGCUGGAGGAGUUAAAAACAAGGACAGCUGUCAAGGGGACUCUGGAGGGCCCCUUAUUGGACAAGUAAUUGAAGAUAAUGAAGUAAACUGGUACCUAUUUGGAAUUACAAGUACGGGUUCGAAGUAUUGCGGCCGUCCAGGUAUUCCUGGUGUCUAUACAAGGGUAUCGAAAUAUAUGCCUUGGAUCGAAAACCAUUUAUCGAUAAUUUAAAUAUUUAUUGUGAUAAUAUAUGUUAAUAGCUUUA